GCGGGUUUUGUUUGAACCACGUGCUCGAGCUACUCUGCAGAAAAGAUGGCAUCUUCAUCUGGGAAGAAGGUGCAAACUUACGAUGUAUUUGUCGGUAAUUUGCCGCUGGAUGCAGACGAAAAAUCAGUUGGUAAAUUGUUUACAAAGUUUGGAGAAACAAAGAGCAUAUUUGUUAAGGAUGCUAAUUGCACACCAAAGAAGCGAUUUGCAUUUGUUAACUUUAUGUGUGAGCCAGACGCCGAGCAGGCAAUAAAAGAGAUGCAUGACUUUGUAAUCAGUGGUAACAAGCUAAUCGUGAGGAGACAGGAGCUCAGGAAAAAAGUUCCAUAUAAAAGAGAGAAUGAUGACAGAGCAGCUCCUAUCAACAAUGAACCAGCUCCUGUCAAUUUUGGUGGACGGGGUCCUACAGGAGAGAAGGAAAUGGCUUUGGUAACUUAUGUAGAGAAUCCUGUCACAGUUUGGCUUCAGACGUUGACAGAAGAAAACUUGGCACAGAUGACAAACAUCUCGGAGCAGUUAACUGCCUGCUGUCCGGCCGCUCCCAAAGUCAAAGGCACACCACAGAUUGGCAAGGUUUAUGCUGCUAUGUUCUCGGAAGAUGGAGAGUGGUAUCGGUGUAUAGUUAAACAUUUAUUUGGUAGUGAAACACUCAAGGUCCAGUAUAUAGAUUAUGGAAAUACAGAGGAGAUUCAUGCCAACCAGCUCCUGGAGAUCCCUCCUACUGUAGCAGCUCACAAACCUCUGGCUUACAAAAUGGUGCUGCACAAUACCAAAGCUAAAGAUGUCACAGACCAGAAUGGCAUUCGUUUCCUCAGAAAACAAACAGAAAAUAAACAACUACUGGCAUUUAAGACAAGACCAUUACAGGAUGGGACUGGGUUCUAUGGCUACUUGUCAUUUGAAGGUGAUCCUGUAAAUAUUAAUGACAAAGUUGUCAAUGAAGGAUUUGCUAGUAAGCGGCCUUCCAUGGGGGUAGUAAGAGGAAUGGGAGGGGAAAGUAUUAGUCCAGCACGCAGUCUCACUUCAGUUACCUCUGGCAGCAAUAUCGGAAAUGGAGAUGUCAGCAACAUGGGAAGCAAUACCAGCUUAAACAGUUACAUGACAAACGAGUCAGGAUACGGUAAUCGUAACAAGUCUGCUAACACCAGUCCAAUGAAAGCAAACCAAAGUGUCAAGAAAUCUCAGUACCCAGGAAAAUCUCCACAGGGUAUGAAUAUGCCUCCUUCCUUCAGUGUACCCCCACCUCUGAUGAACACAAACUUUACCUCACCUAAUACAGCAAUGAACCAUUUCUACAGCAAAGGCAGCCCAAUAGACAAUAGCACAAGUCAGCAGAGGGCAGAAGAAAUUGCUCACCAUUUAGAAAUCCAAAAAACACUGCAAAAUGAUGUAAACAAAAAGAAAAGAGAAAUUGACAAACUUCGUACUGAUUUGGCUCGGAAAGAGCUGGAGUUGCAGCAAGUAUCAGCCAGCAAAGUUCAGGUUCGUUCUGUGGUUGACUUGGCAAAGAAAGUCAAAAGUCUCAGAUUACAGUUUCCGACAGGCCGAGCCAGUGGUUUGGAUGAGGCUAUUGAGCUGGCUUUGUCAGCAGAAAGAGUCACUAAUUCCUCUGUGACCACACUACAACAUGUCAUCACUGCUGUAUCAACUUACAGAGCAUUACAGAAGGAAAUAUGCAAUGCCAAAGACAUUGGUGAGUUGGAUUCUCUAGUGGAGACCAGAGACCUGGCCAGGAAGAACCUGUAUGACAAACUGACCGAGUGUGUACAGGAGCUGGAAGUCAUGCCUCUCGACGUCAGACAUGACUGUGUCACGAAAGCAGAAGCGAAAGUGACAAGUAACUACAAAGCAUUUAUGUACAUCAGUGUUCAUGGCUGUCCAAGUUUAGAGGACUUGAUUCAUGGCUUUAGGGAUUGGAAGAAGAAGAAGGAAGCAGAGUUCUGCCAUGUUCGGGAAAACACAAACAUUUGUCAGCGAGAAGUCACUAAAGCACUGCAUCAGCUAGAGGGGGUGCUGGAUUUGGAGGCAGAUGACUCAGAUGAAAAUGUGAAUUUGGAGAUCAACACUUUAUUGAAAACCUACAUGCAGGCACUUCAACAGGAAAUAGCCAUCACUGAUAUGGAGCGAAGCCAAGAUUCAAGUUUGGUAGCUACAGUGCUUACAGCCAUCUUAAAUGAACUCCAUGGAGAGAUAGGAGUACUUGACAACUGUAGACAGUUUAUGGCUGAGUUCUCCCAGAUGAAGGCUGGGAUUGAACCUUGGCUGGAUAUCAAGCCGAACUUUGAUGACAUUCAGGAGUGUAGGAAGAACAUCAGGUCCCUUAAGUCUAAGUUACGCCACAUGGAGGCGGACAGACUGGAUUUAGAGGAGAGUGGAGAAAAUGAGGAGGAGAAAGUAUUAAAGACAGAAAUUGAGGGAUUACAGUACCAGCUCCAUCAAGCCUUAGUUAAUCAUGAUCAACUUGUGGUUGAGUUAGCCAAGGUAUCUGAUUCUCACUUCCCAGAGCUGCUGAUCAAGCAUCAGGAUACAGGAAUUAGAACGUAUCUGGACUACAGUGGCGUAGUGAAGACAGGAUGGGAAGUGGAACAUUUUACUUUGACUCCAGCAGUGAGACCAGGGAUGUACUCAAGCACUUUCUGUGGCAACCCAGUUUAUGUACAGGAAUAUCAUGUCGGAGACAGUGAACAUCUCAGGAAGGAAGAUUUCCUUGCUCAGAUCAUGGCCUACUGUGGCAUAUCCACUGACUCAGAUUCUCUUGGUGGGAUACAGGCGGUGUUCUUCACAAAGAAUGAGCGUAUUGGAUAUGUAGUUAUAAGUGUGGAACAAAUCCAAGAUUUGGAGACCUUUAUGAAUGAGCCAGGAUUUGAUGACAAGAGAAGACAGAAAAUAACAAGAGGAGUAACAUCUGCAUUAAACACCCUACAUCAGCAGGGUUUUGUGCAUGGUGAAGUCAAUCCACAAAAUGUUGGGGUAAAGUUGGAUGGUUCAUCUGUUCUGCUUUGUCCAGACUUCUCUAGGUCAUUGUUUGACAGAACCAAGAGGGGCUACAUGACCAGCCAUGGAAUGAUGUUCCAGGCUCCAGAGAUCUCAAAUGCUCAUCAGAGUGCACCAGUCCAGAUCACCGCUAAAACCGACCUCUAUCUGUUAGGCCUACUCAUCCUCUAUCUUCAUCAUCCAAGAUCUGUAAUCCCAGCAUCCAGAGAUGGAACUCCAAACUUGGCUGUCCUCUCACUGGACCCUGAGACUGGUUCUCUGCUGUACAAUUUACUGUGUGGAAAACCUGAGAUGAGAUUAGCAGCAGGUCACAUACUGAAGUCAGGUUAUCUCACUCGCACCAUGAAAGAUCACUCGCUGUCUCCAGCAUUAGAUACAAGCCCUGAACCUGUGCAGGAGUCCCAUAGUCAGUCUCAGGAAAUGACAGAUGGAGAACAGCUUCCAAUGCCCGACAUACCCCUCGAAGCAAGUGUGGAAACAAAUUCAGGUCUUACAUGUGAUGCUGUGGAGCAGGAAAUGACAGAGGACGAGUCACAGAGUGCUAGUUCCCCUACCUCAAAUACUGAUGUCAGAGAGGAGUCCCCUGAUGUCCAGAUCCUCUCUGAAGAAGUUUAUAUCGAGACUCAGGAAAUUUCAGAGGAUGGUUUACAAAUGAUGGAAGAGCUAACUGUUAAAACAGAGAGUGUCUUAAUCAGUGGAGAAAAAUUGUCUCCCUCAUUGCAGAAUCAGUGUAAUGUGGACUCCAUCCCUCAGAAUCUGGGAAUGGAUGAAAUAACUAGACAAACUGUUGACAAUGAUACUGUUGUUGAUCCAGAACCUGGUCAUAAUGGGCCAGCAAAUAACCCUGUAGGAUUGGUGGGAACUGGAAGCCACCAGACAAACCAGCCAGCCAGUCUGGAGGCAAUACUACAUGCUAAUGUCAGUGCAGCUUCUCCUGGACAAAGUAAAGUUCCAGUCCUCAGUCCCAGACCUGGCAGUGAAAUCCCCACAACAGAUCAGAAUGGGGCCUCAAGAAAGUCGUCACUGACUGAAGGAUUAAUGACCUCAGAGAAAUAUAAAACUAAUGUCGACAGACUGGUGAAGUCUCUGUCGGCUAUGAAGGCCAAGGAACAAGUAAUGAAGAACAUUCCUGGGAAGAAACAGAUCUAAUGGAGAUCCUGUAAACAUUUACAGGGGAAUUCCAUUUCUAGUCAGAGGAACUAUUGAUUUUACACAUUGAAGUACAAAAUUUCAGGUAGAACCGCAUCGUUUAUACAUUUCCAUGGGAACAAUUGUAUGUACAAUUUUUUGACUUUUUUAUUUGUGUUCAUUAAGCCAAGAAAAAGGCAAGGACAUGGGCAUUUUCUGUGUGUUGUGAAUCAUGAAGAAGAUAGGGCAGCAGAUAGUGUGUUCUCUCAUGUACAUUUUUUUUUAUUCUUCACUGAAAUGUUUUAAGGGGAAAUUUGUAAAACUUUUUAAGCAUCAUAGUUUUGUAGUCUUCAUUUGUAUACUUUUGUAUAUCUCUUUUCACUGCCAGUGUUUUGUAUGAUCUUUUUUUUAGAGGUAUUCCGUUUUGUAUCUUUAUUUUGGGCUGUUGCUGUUUUAUUCUCCGCGAGGUUUCUUUCCGCGGUGAUCUCAAAAUCAUUCUUCAAUCUUGCAGAAAUAAAAGAAAGAAAUACAUGUAUAUCAUGGUAUAUAUAUUUAAGAAUUUGAUGAUACAUAAUUAUGGAAUAAAAGGAGAAACCUGUGCAUGUUUUAAGCAGAAUGUUAUAAGCAGAAAUAUAAAAGGAAGAUAAAAAUGAAAAGAACUCUAUACAUGUAUAUCUUUAAGAAUAUGGUGAUACACAGUUAAGGAAUAAAUAACAAAACUUGUAUAAAUUAUAAGCUGAAAUAUAAAAAGAAAGAGACUUUGAGAAAGAGUGUCAAACGCUGUCUUGUGCAUGAGGUAAUUAAGUUGGAUUGUCCAUUUUCAAGUGUUCUUUGGAUUGUUCUUGAUGUAAAUGAGAACAUCACAUUUUUCUUAGUAAAAAUUGGCUCUGUUUAUUAAAAAAUACAAAGAAAUCAUAUAAUCAGUGUACCAGCCCACAAGUAUGUAAUGAAUUGGUUUAAUGCAGGAAUUGAUCAUCCUUUGCAUUGCAGUACAAAUAAGUAUGACGAAUUUAAAUGCUUUUACUUGUCACAAUUUGGCAUUUAUUGACCAGUCGUGUUUAUUGUCUUGCAGGGAAUUCUUAUAAUUUUGCAUCUGUCUUCACUACAUUUUGUAAGUUUUAUUACAAUAUUCUCUGUUGUAUUAGUUUUAUUUUGUAGUUUCUGUUUUGGUCAGGAAGUUGACCAUAGCCUAUAAAAUAAAUUUUGAAGUUAUUAAAUAGA
Messenger RNA from Saccostrea cuccullata (small rock oyster), 5343 nucleotides. Its product is annotated as serine/threonine-protein kinase 31-like. Gene Ontology annotation, biological process: protein phosphorylation. The record is from RefSeq and is a predicted model, not a curated record. Bases 46 to 4143 code for a protein of 1365 amino acids. The transcript is spliced from 28 exons. Gene Ontology annotation, molecular function: RNA binding; ATP binding; protein kinase activity. Lineage: Eukaryota; Metazoa; Mollusca; Bivalvia; Ostreida; Ostreidae.